AUGAAGCGUCUAGGUCUUACCACACUCACGUCACCUGCUACAAACAAGAUCAAAAAGAUUUACUGGGAGCUAAGUCUCCACGACAUCACACUCUCGUUCUUAGCCACCGCGACGAAAGAAUUUGAAAGCAAAUGGCAGCACAAGAAGGGAGACUGUGCGCCAUACAUCAGCCGCGCUCACUACCGGGACGUCCAGGGCCAUUUCUACGCCGACAUUGUAGCUGAGGGCCUGAUGCAGAUCUGGAUCGCGAAAUGGCAAAGCGUGAUGCAGCUCCCUGCGUUGAAAGGAAUGAUUGUAAAGGGAGGGGCGUGGACACUUGUGUUGACAGAAUGUCAGAAAGGGAACGGGGGAAAUGAGCAGAGCAAGAAAAUGAGGCACGUCCUUCCCUUCGAACAAGUAGGAAAAGGAACGACUUGGUGUCGCCUCUCCCACCCUCACGGCGCUGACAGCCAGGCUCUCUGGAGCUGUUGCAUAAGCAAACUCGUCACCGCCUCCGUGAACGAGGUGCAUGAUCUGAUCCGGGGCCAGGUUCUCCGCCGUGGCUUGUAUGCAACGAUUGCUGAAUUGAAGGGGUUUUCUACACCCCCUUCCUCACCCCCACGCCGACUCCUACAACGCCAUAGACAGGGACCAGUCGGAGGGCAGGAAAAGCCGAAGCAGUCGUGGCCAGCAUGGCCCCGCCGCUCCAACCUCAGUGAAAGCAGUGACGUUCCUGGAAAAGCCCGCGAUGCACCACAAGAAUCGGAAUGGCGCACCCUCGGCUACAAACUACCUGACCUGGCCACAGUCGCUGGUCUCGGCACUAUGAAAUUCUCUGACUGGGUUCACGUCCGGGAGACUGAGCACGCACGGCCGCUUGGGAUGAAGGGAGAGGGGGUGGAGAUGUUUCACGGAGGUGGGAAUUGGGUUGGUGCGAAGCGCAAGAGGGUAGGCAGGGGAGAUAGGAGGGUCGUGGUUGAGAUGAAAGAUGACGGGGGAGGAAGAGAGGGGGAGAGGAGAGGCUGGCAGGCACGAGUGAGGGUAUGGGGUAAAGAUGGAAUGGAGGAGGACGAUGGGAUUAAGGAAGAGGAAGAACAGGAGGAGAAUGACACGGACGACGACAGUGAUAUCACAUCCCCUAGACGGGAGGAGUCUGAAGACAAGGAGGACGAUGACGACGAUGACGAACAUAACAUCGAGAUCAAAACCGAACACCCACAUCCCCACUCUUACCCACGCGCAUCCUCCUCAACCCCCUCCCUCCCAGCGUCCUCGACCCCCAACCCCAACCCCAACCCCUCCCCCAACCACAGAACAACAGUCAAGAUCGAAGCCCCUAGCUCCGCAAACCUCGCCCUCGAAGAAGAAAUCGAUACCGCGCCAUCCUCCCCCCUCUCCGCCGCGCCCAGCACAGACAUAGACGCGAGCUGGGGCCGCUGGGUAGAUAUCGAAGCGGGCCGCGGUAGCCCGUGGCGGAUCUAUUCAGAGAUGGGGACGAUUGGUUGGGAAGAGGCUAGCACAGGCCAGCGGGGGAGAGGAAAGGUGGAAGCAAGGUUGUCUAUCCUCCACGAUACUUUUCGACGGCGAGAACUCGCUGACGCGACAUCAAAAGCUUACGUUACACAACGCAUCAUUACCGACCUGUGA
Messenger RNA from Bacidia gigantensis, 1626 nucleotides. RefSeq lists its product as uncharacterized. The record is from RefSeq and is a predicted model, not a curated record. Bases 1 to 1626 code for a protein of 541 amino acids. NCBI's taxonomy places the organism in Eukaryota, Fungi, Ascomycota, Lecanoromycetes, Lecanorales, Ramalinaceae. The transcript has 2 exons.